Molecule: messenger RNA, 872 nt
Organism: Drosophila innubila
Lineage: Eukaryota; Metazoa; Arthropoda; Insecta; Diptera; Drosophilidae
Product: ceramide-1-phosphate transfer protein
Exons: 4
Coding region: 42-701 (219 amino acids)
Biological process (GO): intermembrane lipid transfer; ceramide transport
Cellular component (GO): cytosol; membrane; cytoplasm
Molecular function (GO): ceramide 1-phosphate transfer activity; ceramide 1-phosphate binding
Source: RefSeq, a predicted model, not a curated record
CCGACUAAUUUGUGUGGAAAUUAGAAGGAAAUAUUAGAAAUAUGUCAACUCCCAGCGAUUCCGUAAUGGCAGAAGAUUGCUUUGAUAUUGAAAAAGUAGCAAAUAUAUUUGAAAGAAGUCUGCUUGAUGAAGACGACGUACGUAUGGAAGACUAUCUGGAGGCAUAUGAGGAAAUCAUGAAGUUCUUCCUGUUGAUGGGGAGUGUUUUCACGUUUGUCAGCUCCGAUGUACGCAAUAAAUUGGACGUUCUAUACGAGCUUCGACGGAGAGACGUCGAUGAACUGAAACACUUUGAUACCAUUAAAACGAUGUUGCUGUAUGAAAAGGAUGAAAGACUGUUGCAACAGAAGGGUUACGUGUCUGGCAGUCGCACCUUAUUGCGUCUACACCGUGGUUUGGAGUUCGUCUACGAGUUUCUAUAUCGUCUUCAGAGCGUGGCUGAUAAUGAAAAAGCGCACACUGUCUGCAAGUCCGCCUACAAUGAUACAUUAGCCAAGCAUCAUACAUUUCUCAUACGUAAGGGAGCCCAAGUGGCAAUGUUUACGAUACCCACAAAGGGGGAUCUCCUCAAGCGCGUCUGCCGCAAUGUGGAUGUGGCACGUGCCAUGGAGUUGCUGCCGUGCAUGCUGAGGAACAUGCGCAUCGCCUACGAUCGCACGAAUGAGCUAUAUACACUACACGAUCUGCACAAUCUGCCUUAGAAUCUAGAAUCCAUUAGUCAUUAUAAUGUCACAUGUGUCUUUGCCUAUUUAUUUAACCAUUAACUGCAUUCCAAUGCUUGUAUUAAUUGUAUUUAUUGUCUUGUUCACUGGCUGUGCCUGUUUUACAUAUGUAUCUGUUUUAAACGUUUUUAAAGCUUGACGAUUAACCGA